Molecule: messenger RNA, 411 nt
Organism: Melampsora larici-populina 98AG31
Lineage: Eukaryota; Fungi; Basidiomycota; Pucciniomycetes; Pucciniales; Melampsoraceae
Exons: 3
Coding region: 1-411 (136 amino acids)
Source: RefSeq, a predicted model, not a curated record
AUGUUUAAGUUGAUAAUUAAGAAUCCUCUCUUGACCCUCUUCAUAAAGCUUAAUGUUGGUUUAAAUUUGAUUCCAUAUUCUGACAAAUUUUCUUCAAGUUCUCCAAAUGAUAAUUCUCCUCUGUUUUUUGUCUCACAAAGUGAUUUUUCCCCAUCAGAGGAGAUUGAUUGGAAGGUGUCAAAAGAUUCUCAUAGCAAAGCAAAGGAAGAGGAAAGAAAAGCCAAAGAGCCUGUUUGCAACAAAGGCAUCACUCAAAUGAAAACUGCUGGAAAGAAAGCUGAAGAAGUGGCUCAGCUUGCUGAGUUCCAAGCAAAGGGUGAGGAAGAAGUAGGUCAGAUCUUGAGGAAAAGACGUGAACAACAGAGAACCAUUGAGGCUGACAUGGAGAUUGCAAGAGGACAUUCUUGGUGA